CUCAGUUUGACACAAUAGCUAGCCAUAAGCCAAAGAUGAUAAAACCAGGUUUACUCCUCCGUCUGCCAAACCCUAUUUUUCCCAUCUCUUCUUAACUUCAUCUCUCUCUUACUGAUCUCCAGGUGGGGUUGGGGGACUAGCUAGAUCUCUCUCUAGCUGUUGUCUCCGGCUGAUCUCUGACUAUCUCUUGACCACACUCGUUCUUUGAACACUUGUUUCAUCAUCAUCACAUGUAUUCCACCUGCAAUUCUGUAUCUUCUUCUCAUCAAUCGAUGGAUCGAUCUUGAUAAUCAACAACAACUGAGAUCGAUCGAUUGAUAUCCUAGUGAGCUAAUCUGGGUAAUUGAUUGAGGUCUUACUGUCACUCUUACAUGAGCUAAGCGUGGAGAUAGCAACACAAUAAAGCAGCAACGAUCCAGUAGCAAGAAUUAAAGGUGGAUCAUCAUCGCAGGCAUGGGAAAAGGCCUCUUCCUUCCGAUGCAGCUUCAUCGGAAGAUAAAGAGGAACAUCAUAUCUUUCCAACCUACCCAUCCACUCGUUCUGAGCAAGACAUGUCCGCCAUGGUUUCCGCCCUGACUCAUGUCAUCGGCACCACUGAUGAUCAGAGGUCUUCAGCUCAUCAAGUUCAAGGAAAUCCAAUAACAACAACACCACAUGAGUCUCACGACCCCUCUCAUCAGUCUAUGCAGGAUCAAGGGAACACGAGGAGGAGGCAUUAUAGAGGAGUGAGGCAAAGGCCAUGGGGAAAGUGGGCAGCUGAGAUACGUGACCCAAAGAAGGCAGCCCGAGUGUGGCUUGGCACAUUUGACACUGCCGAGGACGCAGCGCUGGCUUACGAUGAGGCGGCUCUUAGGUUCAAAGGGACCAAGGCUAAGCUUAAUUUCCCUGAGCGAGUUCAAGGGCGGACGACUGAGUUGGGCUACUACAUGGGUACUGCUAGUACUCAUGAAUAUGAACCAGUACUUCAAGCUCCACCACCACCACCUCCUCCUCAUUAUCAUGAUCACUCGGUCUCGGCCGGUUCCAUUCCUCCUCAGUUGUCCCAGAACACGUACCCAGACCUUUUUCAAUAUGCCCAGUUACUAUGCAGUGGGGAUGAUCAGGAUCUGCAACACGUCGCAUCUGGUCUUUACAGUCGCGGAGGACUACCCUUUGGUUCGCAUUCUUCUUCAAUGGCACUUCAACAACAACAACAACAACAACAACAACAUCAACAACAACAAGAACUUAUGAGGUUUUCAUCACUGUUCGGAAGCUCUUCUUCUAGUUCUGAUCAAUUUCCUGAACAAGGAAGGGACACUGAUACCAGCCACUCUAAAGACUAGGGUUCCUUUGUUUUUUCUUCUUCUUAUUCUCAUGUUGAAUCUGGUGCAUGCUGAUUUUAUUUUCUGUUUCAAACUUCGAUCACUUUGAUUGCUUAUUUCAACUACUGCUUUGAUUUUUUAUCA
Molecule: messenger RNA, 1448 nt
Organism: Macadamia integrifolia
Lineage: Eukaryota; Viridiplantae; Streptophyta; Magnoliopsida; Proteales; Proteaceae
Product: ethylene-responsive transcription factor ERF113-like
Exons: 2
Coding region: 552-1325 (257 amino acids)
Biological process (GO): ethylene-activated signaling pathway; regulation of DNA-templated transcription
Molecular function (GO): DNA binding; DNA-binding transcription factor activity
Source: RefSeq, a predicted model, not a curated record